AUGACUGAACCACGCCCCAAGCGCCCCCGAACAACUCCCCGCAACUCCGCCGCCAACGAACUUGAGCUCGAAGAAACACCCUUCUCCACUCUCCGCAAGCUAGCAGCCGUGGCACCGAAGCACACGACCCCCCAAACCCGCCGCACACCAACCGCAGGCCCUCUCUCCACCGGCCGACACACCAACAAAACCCCUCAGAUAGGUCCAAGACAGACUGCAAGACGGGGCCCACCGACAACACCACACGCGCUCAAAGCACUCGAAGCACGCCGAAACGCCGCGCUUACACCCGGAAGGGACAGGCGGCGGAGCGGGAGGGUGCAGAGAGCGACGCCGAGGGAUGUAUUGAGAAACCUCAGCAGGUUACUAGCGCGCAACACGGCGACCAUCGAGCCAUCGCCUCAGCUUCAUGGGAUACAGCAUGUGCGGAGCGGUAUGCUCGACGAGGAGGACGAAGAAGAAGAAGACCAUCCACCAGCCCCCCGCCUCUCAAUGCCCUUCAACGACCUCUCAGACGACGACUCCUUCCACGUGAAACCUCCCCGCCUAUCCCUCGCCCUCAACGACGAGGACACAACAACGCGCUCCCUCGAAGCCAACCGGCGCGCCACAGUAGAUACAAUCCCCCGUCUCUCCCUCGGCAGCACGCGCCUCAGCGAGCGCUUCGCCGAUCUCAACGAGCUAGGCAUCGACGCCGCGUCCAUCCUCGACGAAGCCGGGAACGUGACUGUCGACGACGAGACGGCGAGGGAUUUGCUGGAGCAGGCUGGGUUUGAUGUCGAUGUGUUGCUUGAGGAGGACACGCGGGAUGGGCAGGCUUUUGCUGAGGCACUGAGACGGGGAGGGAGACAGAGCGAUCUUGGUGUUGGGGCUGAGGCUGGGCAGGAAGUCGAGGAUGAUACGUUUAGGUUUGUCGUGCCGGAUAGGGCGCGUUCUGUGCGGGAGCAGCGGGAGGCUGAGGAAGAGGAAGACGCACGAGCGGAAGAGGAGGUGGAUGAGGAGCAAAUCGUGCCUGCAGAUGAACUGGACGAUGCUGAGGCGGAGGAUGAGCUCGACGAAGAGGCAGCUAAUGCAGAAGACGCCCAAGAGAGGACUCUUCGCGAAGACUCGGUUACAGCAGCCGAACGCCCUCAAGCUGAUCCCCUUAAGCCCACCGCAAAAACAGCAAAGCGGAAACGCAAAGAGCUCAAGUUAUCGAAGCACGGUAUCGAGUACCCGUCCCUCCCACCAACGGUCGUCAAACGCCUAGCCACUACCUUCCUACGCUCAGCCGGCAACGGCAACGCCAAGAUCAACAAAGAGACGCUCGAUGCUAUAGUACAGACAUCAGACUGGUUUUUUGAGCAGAUAGGAGAGGAUCUCGAAAGCUAUGCGGAUCACGCGGGACGCAGGACUAUUGACGAAGGGGAUGUUGUUACUUUGAUGAAGAGGCAGCGACUGCUUAACGCCAAUACUACGCCUUUCUCUCUGGCGCAGAAGUUCCUUCCUAGGGAACUGCUACAAGAAAUCCGUAUGCCGACGCCGGCAAAGUCGAAGAAGGCGAAGAAGCGCCGGAUGGAAACGAUUGAUGAGGAGGAAUCGGUCGGCUGA
Coniosporium apollinis CBS 100218 is the source of this 1590-nucleotide messenger RNA. RefSeq lists its product as uncharacterized. The record is from RefSeq and is a predicted model, not a curated record. The transcript is spliced from 3 exons. Gene Ontology annotation, molecular function: protein heterodimerization activity; chromatin binding. Gene Ontology annotation, cellular component: Fanconi anaemia nuclear complex; FANCM-MHF complex. Lineage: Eukaryota; Fungi; Ascomycota; Dothideomycetes. The coding region runs from base 1 to 1590 and encodes 529 amino acids. Gene Ontology annotation, biological process: replication fork processing; resolution of meiotic recombination intermediates.